This is a messenger RNA of Cyanidioschyzon merolae strain 10D, 1551 nucleotides long. RefSeq names its product similar to TIA1 cytotoxic granule-associated RNA-binding protein. Gene Ontology annotation, molecular function: RNA binding. Bases 1 to 1551 code for a protein of 516 amino acids. The record is from RefSeq and is a predicted model, not a curated record. Lineage: Eukaryota; Rhodophyta; Bangiophyceae; Cyanidiales; Cyanidiaceae. The transcript has a single exon.
AUGGGUCGCGUGAAAUGCAUGGCCCCAACGCCCGUAUGGUUCUCGCACGGAGCCGCCAGCUCGCGCAUGCUUGGCUUUGGGUUUCCGCUGCUCGUGCGGCAGCAGCAGCAGCAGCACGCUCUGAAACCGAGCGCACAAGCCGCUAACUGGCGAGCGCUCCACAGAACUGUACACUGCCACCGAUCGACGAGUGCUGCGCGAAAAUCGCUCCCGCGGAUCACUCCUCUUGAGCCGAUGAUGCGAAUGAAAGGCACCAAAAAUCGCGCCUUUUAUGAUGAGGAUGACGGCGAAUGGAUUGGAAGCGAACUCGACCAGUUAUGGAGGCCUUCGGCAGCACCAGCGCGGUACCCGAAUGCCCCUCCGCAAGACGAAUCCGCAACUAUACAUGGAUCUGCUGGGCCGCAUGCGUCUUUCCCCACCACCGCUGCAAAUUCGAGCCAAGCGCUUACGGACAGUCCACCGGAUGCGCCCCAUUACGCCGAGCAAAGCAGUACGCCCGAAUCUGCAUCUCAGCCGGUUUACGAAGAGGUCCCCGCUCAAGAAACAGAUCCGAUACAGCCGCCGGUUUCUGCUUCUGCUUCUGCUGCUACAUCGAAUACGGAUCCGUCACUGGAUUCGCCCGAGUCUAAGACCGAAGAUGCGGAUGAGUAUGUAGGCCCGCUUCUCGAUCCGGAUGCAGUGUAUCUCCAGUGCCCAGAGUGCGCGAUGUGCUAUCAGGUUGAGGCGUCUCUCUUUGAGACCGCACGCAUCUGCCGGUGCACCCAGUGCCUGCACGAGUUCGUAGCAUCCGCAAUGGAUCUCAUUUCCGCAGACACUUUGGUAUCGGAUCGGCCGACCAUGGGAGUGAGACCGCUUCCCCGCAUUGAAGCGACUGCACGCGCUGAAGCACGACUAAAGCCUGUUCGCAAAGUGAUCGCGGAUGCACUUGCCGCGGAGGCAGCGAGGGCGACGAAAGCUGACGCGGAUACCUUUUCCGCAGGCAAUGCGUACAUCGAUGUCAUGUUGUACGUGGGGAAUCUCGCUCCGAUGGUAACGGAAAGCGACCUCAUUGCGGCGUUUUCACCCUAUGGAGAUCUGUUGAGCUGUCGCAUUAUACGUGAUCGGCAACGGGGCCACUCCUUGGGCUACGGUUUCGUUCGCUUUACCUCCAAGGCAGAUGCUCGGGUAGCGCUUAAUCAACUCCAAGGCACCUGCAUCAUGGGGCAGGAAAUCAGUAUCGGUUACGCUCGUGGAACUGUCCAACGCGAUGCAGCAGACCCCCGUCGACCGUUCCUGGACAAGUCCGCUGGACGAGAAGGCCGUUUCCAGCAAGAGGAUUGGCGGCGCUUCCGCUCGCCCGAAGGACGCCCCGGGGAAGGCACCCAGGCAGCACUGAGACCUCGCCCAGAGAACAGCAACGCUACAACUCGACAGCGCGUUGAUUUGGCAUCACGACGAGCUGCCUCGCCUCGGAGUCGAUGGACGGAUCGCCACGAAAGGGCACAUUCACCAGAUCAGGAUGAGCGCCUGCACGAUUCCUCUGAGACCGAGCCCGUCGACGAUCAGGAAUGA